UCCGGCACGGUGCGGUGCCCCGAAUGCACGUCGAUUUUCCGCUGCGUGUCGUUGCCAAGGUGCCACGUGAUUCCGCGCCAACCAUCGCCACGCAAGUCACGCGAACGCGUUCGUUCACUGGUGUGGUAUCUCACCUGCCGACUCCGAAAUACUUGGACGCGGUAGAUCGACAGUCGAUGCGAGUCGGCGAGAUAGAGCGAUUCAUCGAGAAAAUUUUACCGCACAACGCAUGGAUAUAGAUUAUUAAAAAAAGUGUGCAAAAGGAUUAGAAAAAUCCCAGAUUGAUUUGAUAAAGUAUUACGAACGACGAGUGACAACGAGAAAUUUAUGCAAUGCUCAGUGACAGAUGAAUGGGAGUGGCCGGCAUUCUAGCGAAGCGUAAAGAUCAGCGAGCUUGCGCCAUGAAUUAAGAUCUCGAUUCGGAAAAUGGACGUCGCCAAGGGCACAACAGAGGACUUUGUGACGGUGGUCAGCGUCGGUAGUCAGCCGGCGCCGGAGAAUUUCGUGACUGUUCUGUCGAUCGGCAACGGGAAAAAGAGCGAUGCCGGAGAUUCGUCGGUGUCGAGUAAAAAUGGAGCGACGAACGGGAUGGACGGACAUCUCGAGGAGGAGGUCGAGGUUUUCAGAUUGCCCGGAGAACGGCUCGGUUUUGGACUCAAAUUCGAGGGAGGAAAUAAAACGUCUGAGAGAGUGAGGAGGCUGUUCGUGCAAAGCUGCGCGGAACAAAGUCCGGCCAGCAGAGCGAAGUGUUCGUGGGGUACUCUAGGCGAGGGAGACGAGGUACUUUCGAUUGACAGUAUACCGGUGACACAUAUGACCCGAUUGGAUUGCGUGAGGAGAUUGAAGGAAUCGCAAUUAGUCAUCAGGCUGAUGGUGAGAUGCCGCGGUGCUCUCAGACCCGAAGUAGUGAGCGCCGAGAGAAAAAUCGAAAAGAACAAAGUGCCGCCGGAAUUACCCGCGGCUCCCCCGCCGGUACCGCCGCGAAAAUUGAGGCAGCCACGAGGACCCGCAGACGGCGAAGCAAACCCUAGUCCUGUCAAGAAAUUGUGGGACAGUCCAAAAUCGCCGGCGUCGCAGACGAACGUAAGCUCUUACGAGAGUUGCGAAUCCUCGCCGAAAAGCGUCAACGGUUCAUCGCAUCCAGAGAGCACGAAGGAAUCACCGAAGAACCGCUCGCCGGAGUUUACAAAAUCGAAGCAGGAACCGCCGGAAGCGAUGGUUUAUCUGGACGCGCGAUCGCAAUGCGGCUCCACGCACGGCAGCACGUCCGACGACACCGGCAGCUCCAUGUCCACCGUCAUGGACAGAUUCUCGACCAUAUCCGAUCGCGUGUCGACCAUCUCCACGGCGUCCACGGCGUCGACCACCGGUUCCGAACAGCCGAGCGAAUUAGUGGGUGUCGAUCGAGACCUCGAGCGAUCCUCGUCCGAUCGGGACAUGCUGUUGUCGCGAGCGAUCUGUCCGCUCGAGAUGCUCGAGAGAGACUUCUCGAAUCCACCCGAUUAUCUGCUACGUCGUCUCGCCAGUUCCGAGGCGGUGACGCACGUGGAAUCGCGAGGCGAAGUCGAGCGUAUCACGGCAGUAGUCGCGCCGAACACGGUGCUGAUCGAGGAAACUAUCACCCUUCAGCCGCCGCUCAGUUUCCAGGACGCCCCGUUAAGUUACGGACACGAGGCAAGACCGGAUCUCUUCUACACAGCCGACUUGGCCGCUGACUCGACGACGCAUUUCAGGCCAAUUAAGGAUGACGUGGAACUCGUGGAACGCGUCAACGGCAGCGUUCACGAGGAGGUGCGCAUUUCCGGUACGGAAAGAAGCAACGGCCUUAGGUCGUCGCCGCCGCCGUUGCCGGCUAGAAAUCACGUUAAUAGGAUCUGCGUGAAUCAAACGAGCGAAUCUGAAAACGAUGCGCGAAUCUCAGGAACGGUACCCGCCUCGCCCGAGAGAGAACCUUCGGAAGCUCCUCUGUUACCGCCGAAGCCGCUGCCGAGGAAAGAUAUUAAAGCCAGACGAAAAAGACCACCUCCGCCGCCGCCUCCACCACCGAUUAUAGCGCCACGAAGAGAAAUUAAAUCUUCAUCAUCAAUCGAAUCGAAUCAUCUGCUGGAGAAGGAAGAUAUUUUGCAAGAAAGCGCAAAAUGUGUUCAACCAAGAUCAUGCGACUCGUCGUUAAAUAGAAGCAAUGUUCUCCACGAAUUUUCAAUUGAAGAAUUUGAAAAUUCAGAUGGAAACAGCGACAAAGAAUCUAACUCGAAAAAUGUUUGCCUCGAUGAUGAGAAAGAAAAAGCUGCAGGUUCGAUGGAAGACACACAAACAAAUAAAGUUCUUGAAAUUAUCGAAAUCAGAGUGACCAAAAGUUUGCAGCUCAAUCAGAAGGAGGAAGUCGCAAGGAAUGAGCCAAAGAGCGUAUCGGAAACGACGAAUUGCGAACAGAAUGGAAUUAAGGAUAAAAUAACAGAUAGAAAGAAACACGAUCAAUCGCAAUCUAUUAAUAAUUCGAAUGGAAUUUCGACGGAACAAAAUUCGAGUUUAGAACCGACCGAUGUACGCGUCGAUGAAUCAAAUAACGAAGAGAAAAAGCAUCUUGACUUGGAAGGCAUUUACCGAGAAGAAACUCAGUCGAAUGACGGGGGAAAUACUUUCAAGGAAGCAUUUCCGUUACACGCAGAAGAUACUUUAUCAGUCGAUAAUUCUAUGCUGCGAGAAAGCGAGGAUGACGAAACGUAUCGAUCAUUAGACGAGAUAAACGACGAUAUGAAAAAUCCGGAUGUGAAUCGCAUGCUAGAGGAAGAAGGAGACACAACUGAUGAAAGCGACGACGGCGAUUAUUACUGGCAGAGCAAUCUCGCCACUAUCGGCGAAGAGGAGGAGACUUCCUUGGAAUAUAUAAACGCCAACGCAGACGCAAACGAUUCCAGCAAGCUGACGACAGAGUCGGAAGAAUCGUCUCCCACAAUCAAGAAAGAUGCGUUCGUUAAAAACGCGCGAGAUGACGAAGCGGACCGCGUGAGCGAGAUUGCAGAGUACACGGAGGAAGGCAGCAAGAAAUCGAGCAAAAACACGGUAAAUGGUAAGAUGGAGAACUGCGGAGGCGGCCAACGCCUGCCCCCGGACGGGGACGAAUUUCCAGCAGCGUACCAAGAAUUUAGUAACAGCCAGCUACCGUAUAACAGAUAUAUCGCCGCGACAAGGACAACGGCGACAAUAGCCACGAAUGGCGGAUUGUGCAACGAGAACGAGACAUUCCGUACCAGCGAGACAUUUAAGAUGCUCGCGAACGACAGCAAUGUUGUCGGUUCGAGGAGCAUUAUUCUGUCCGAUAGUAAGAUGACGUUGACGAGCUCUGAAAACGUGAGGCAGGAUAUAAACAAAGUCGCUUCGACGAAUAUGGAGAACGUCCGGCCGGAGAUAGGAACUAAAGCUACUUCGACCACUGCGGAUAACGUAUGUCAGGAUAAGUCCUCCGAACUUUCUAACGAAGAGAGAAAAUCGUCCUAUCACACUUCGGAAGAUAUCGCGAAGAAAAACGCUCCUACCGUCGCGGGAAGUCCCCUUUAUUCUUGUCAGACAACCAACGGCAAUUCAACGAUAAGCGAGAAGAAGAUGGAAAUCGCCGGAUAUUAUCACAAGGACGCGAUCGAGGUGCCAAGCCACGUGGAAAAGGACACGCCCGUCGAUACCCCGCCGCCUCUACCAUUGACAGGCCCGCCUAAAUUGGAGCAAAUGACUCUGCACGCGAAAAACAUUUCUACGAUAGAGUCGCCGCAGAGAAAAUUUUCUCUGAACGGUGAUCUCUGGAGGCAGGAUGAUAAGUCUGAGCGAUCCGUCCGAGACAAAAUCGCCAUGUUUUCAUCGCAGAGCAACCUUGACGUGCCUUUGUUCCCCAAUGUCAUGACAACUGCGGUAGUCACGAACAACGGCAAACGUCUUUCCAAGUAUAAAUCCUCCGAAGACGUUUUCUGCGACGAUAAGAGCAACGGACAGAAGGAUCGUUCGGCCUUCCUCGUCGAUAGGACGCAAAGCUCUUUUGAUCUCACCGAUUCGGCCAGGACAUUGACAGGGCAUGAUUCCGCGAAGAAAUAUAGUCAGAGAACUCCUAGUUUGCCUACUCAGCCUGCUUUAUCAAGCUCUAUUACACAAACUACGCGCGUUCCAAAGACGCUGCCAAUUGUUCCGCCGAAAGCUACAUCAUUGUCGAGUCCGUUAUCACCUUCGUACGAAAAGCAGAUUUUUUCAAAUACAACGAUGAAGAACUAUUGUACCGAAAGUAGCAACUUGUCGAACACCGCGUAUCCGAAUAAAACCGUCGGUUCUUAUAAUAAUAUUAACAAUUCGGUAAAAACGACGAGCACGCCUUUGACGCGAGCUACCAGUUUUUCAGGCUCGAUGCCCUUCGUGCAGGAUCGAAAUUCCAUGACAGCCGAUUCAACCGGUUAUUCACAAAUCUCGAGAACAAAUUCUCUGGUAUCUACGUUUAAACGGCCCGGCGAUGACGCGAGAAGAAGUAGCUUGAAUCAGCUGAUCGAGCAGAGGCGGAAAUCGAUAUCGAAAUUACGUGGAUUGGUUAUACCGGAGAAAGAUACUGUGUCAAUAGAUCAACCCAUCGUCGAUUUACCGGAAAUUAAAUCACGUGAUUCGAUAUUACUACAUCAGAUACCAAAGGCAAACAUUCAGGACAAGUGGGGGUCUCAAAGUUCCUUGGUUAGCAAUGCCAGCACGGCAAGCCAACCCUUGAAAGCGACAACAUCCUUCAAAAUGCCGGCGCCACAGAUACACUCCAAGUAUUCUCCGGCUUUCAAGAGAAAAUCUCUCACGGUAUAUGGUACUUCUGUGACGAACUCUUCUUCGAUAAAUGGCAAUAGUCCGAUCAAAAGCUCCUCAUCAAGCACAACCGCGUUUUCGGAGCCACCGAAAAGCCUGGAGAGUAUCUGCAGCCCGACGAGAAGUGAUUAUAGCUUCGAAUUUGCCUCGACAACUAGUUCGCCGGAUGGUUCGCGUAACAGACCAAGGAUGAUACAGAGGAAGGCUCGCUUGGAUUAUGACGAUUCCGAUAACGAUUCAGCCGUGAGCAGUUCUCAGAGUAGUAUAUCUCGCGGCUUCAGUCCGCCGAUGUCUCCGGCACCAUCGGAAAGAUCUACCAUCUCUUCGGAGAGAUCUUACAUCUCCACAGAAAUGAAUUACCAACGUCGACCUUUGAUCGCGGAUAGUUUGAACAGAACUUCGGUGUCACGAGAUGUUAGAGAUUCAGUUGGUGAAGAUAAAGAUCAAUUCGGCUCCAGAAUAGGUCUUCUCGGUGAACGAACGUGUCUGACUGAGAGAUCGUCAUCUAGCAGUAGCGGUGGUUCGAAUCCGCGAUCGCCACAACCAAACGAGUUCUUUUCGAGAAACUCGCAGAUCCCGCAGCGACAGCUGCGACGAUCGAACAGCACCGAUACAAAUUGUAGCACGUCCUCAACGUUGACGUCCGGGUCUCAGGCCAGCGCCGAGUCUCUAUCCCGAAGAGUAUUGAAGCCGCAAAGCGUGGAAGCCAUAAAUCGAAAAAAUAUUCUGGCAAGUGCUAGAUGCCGAAGCGGAAGAGAUCUGAACGGAUCACCGUUAAUCCAACGAAAAUUUUCGGAUGAUGAGGACAUCGCUACCGAAAACGGCAGUGCUGUUCGUCAGACAGUCAAUGACUCGGAGAAUGAUUCUGCGAGUAAACAAGAAAUCAAGAUAGCUUAUAUAGAAAUCACAGAUCCUUUCGCGAAGGAUGAGGAAUUCUUUCAGAAGAAGGAAGAAGAACUGAAACUGCCACCUAAAAGAAGCAUGCUUCCACCGCCGGCUAUUAGACCGCCGAAACCCGAAAUAUUAGAGCCAUCAAACGAUCUUAAAAUGUGGGUUCGAGCAGAGGCAAAGACUCUCGUGCGAGCUAUGGAAGAAAAAUCGAAUAACAAAUAUGACAAAAAUCCUCCCGUCGCUGCUCAAACUUUGGAAACAUCACCUGUAAUUCAAACGACAAGAAAGAAUCACGGUUCCAUGUUUGACGAACCUGUUGAUUCAACAUUAAAUGGCGGUUUGCCUCCAAAGAGCAGAAUCACAAUAAGCGAAGCAAAAGUCGCUACGACGGAAAUAUCAAAAUCACAAAGUAGAGCGAGUAUAAGUCCUAGAAGAAACACGGAAGAUCAAAACGAUCUCCUAACGAUUUUAACGACAAAGAGCCGUUCUAGAUCGGCUAUACAUGUCGACGAAGGAACUUUCGGCAGGUCAAAGAGCCAAAUGAGUCUAGAGGAUAUAUUAGCCGUUAAAGCAGAUUCAAAGUUACUUCGCGCGCAAAGUAUGGAGCCGAGAAUCGAGAAGAACGGCGCAACAACAACGAGCCCAUCGAUUAAAUCUACUUGGGAUUCGAAGGAAGGUCGAUACUGUAGAAGAGGCUCUACAACGUCGAACGAGUCUUGGUCGGAAGACAAAUCUUUUGUCUCGAAAAUACCCACUUUAGGAAAAGCUAGGAAUAUCGAUAACGGUGAUGAAAUGUCGCAAAGUGUUGAGAAAAUAAAAACUGUAACAGCGUCGAAAAUUCCGAUGUCCCGCGGUUUAAAUCGACGCAGCGCCAGCGUUACAGAUAUGAAGAGAGCCCUGGAUGCGAGUCCCGUGCACAGCCAAUCACAACAGUGCGCCGGCGGCACUCAUAAUCGAUUCCCAAGUCUAGAUAGCAGCGUGGAUGAGAAUAUCGGAACGGAAACGGAUGUUGACAGAUGCUAUGGCGAACAAUUUGGCAGUAUCAGCUCGCUGGCGAGCAGUACCAGCUUGAUCUCGCAACAGGAAUUGGCGCAGCUCGUGGAAGAGGCGAGUUUAGAGGAAGCACGCGGCGCGCAUGAUGUGAUAGUUGUUCUGCUCCAUAAGGAAAAUCCGACUGGCAGCGUCGGCAUCACUUUAGCCGGUGGCGCGGAUUGUGAGGUGAAGGAGAUCACGGUUCACCGAGUACUGACGCACUCCAUCGCGGACAAAGACGGCCGGGUGCAAAGGGGCGACAGGAUCCUCAGUAUAAAUGGCAGGAGCACACGAGGUCUCACCCAUAGGGAGAGCAUGGCAGUGCUGAAGCAACCGAGAUCGGAGGUCGUGUUGGUCGUGUCGAGGUCUAGAUUGGAGGAGGGCUGCAAACUGAGAUCGCGGACCGCGAGUGUCGAAACCAUCGUUGAAGGGUUAGAGAUGAAUGGAAGUGUGGAGGACACAGCGUGGGGACCACCGUCGACUGUGGCAGUCUACAAAGAUGGAGCUGGUUUAGGAUUUAGUUUAGAAGGCGGCAGAGAUAGUCCCCUCGGGGACAGACCUCUGAUUAUCAAGAAGAUAUUCACCGGAGGUGCUGCCGAGAAGACAGGUGCGUUAAAAGCUGGGGAUCAAUUGCUCGAAGUAAACGGUAACGAUGUAACGCGAAUGUCGAGGAUAGAAGCGUGGUCUUUGAUGAAGAAGCUACACGAUGGUGAAGUAAAUCUCCUAGUCAGGCAUCCUGCCACCAAAUCCUCGUGAAAAGUAAGGAAUCCCGAUGUAAACGGGAGUACAGAAAUGUGCCAAGCGACUGGAUAAAUUUUCGAUCGAUAUUUGUUAAAUGGGGUAUAACAUGCUUAUAUAUAUAGAUACACACACAACUGCAUUAAUAUUACGUAAGAAGUUAUUUUAUCGAGCUUGGAAAUUUGAAUAAUAUUGCUUUUUAAAUAAAAUAAGAGAUUAUUAUCGCUGAUUUCUAAAGAAAAAUUAUUCAUGAUAUUUCUGAGGUAUUUAAACUAUUGAAUAUCUCUCAUAUAUUCGCUGCUCUAAUAUAUAUGUAUAAUUAUAUAUCAUAAAUUUAUUAUAGACGAGUUAUAUUACUUAACAAAAAAAUAAAAGCAAGUGGCUCACAGUAUAUAGAAUUUCGAAAAGAAAAUCGAUCAGAAUUUGCUAAUUUAUUUUCGAAUGCCUCGUAGAUAUUACACUUUUAGCAGAUACAAUUUCGUAUGUAAAUAGCAGUAAAAUAGGAUAUAUUUUCUAAAUAUUAAAUGUCAAUUUGCGAUAUAGUUGCGAGACAUAUAAUACUAUAUUUUCAUAAAAAUGAAAUUUCUUGUGGAAGAAAAGGCCUAAUGCAUGCAAAUUUCCAAUUUCGAUUGACAAUACAAAAUUAAAUUGCAUUUACAAUAAUCGCAUUGAUUAGACAUUGAAUAUAAUUUGUUGAAUUUAUUAUAUUUGUCAUGUAGCUGCGUUGGAAAUUUCGUUAAACAACGAUAUAUAUAUAUAUAUAUAUAUAUAUAUAUAUAUAUAUAUAGAGAGAGAGAGAGAGAGAGAGAGAGAGAGAGAGCAUAUUAUUAAUAUAGUAUACUUUGACAACAAAGCAUAUAAGAAUUUCUACAUGAUACAUGCCAUAUGCAAAAUAGGUCGUACUAUUUAUGGAAUGAAGUAGAUAGAUACGCGCGUUGUCAAUUAAUCACUUAAUGUCGAUAACGUUUAAUGUCGAUACGUACGAUUUGUACGAUAUUAAUUUCAUAGUGCCGGCCGUGCAGUAAUAGUUCGAAUUAAGAGUUUGCGACAAGCAAAUAAUAACCGAGUAAGUAAUUAAAAUAUGAGCCUGAUUGUAGAUCGCCUAUUUCCCGACGCCUUACUAUAGUGGUUCCUGUUUAUUUACUUUAGAAUACGAAACGGUAGAAUAUAUCGUAUAAAAUGGUGAUCAAUGUUGAUGCGUCAUUUAAUAAGCAUCGAGUAAUAAUACAAGAGAUAUAUGUUUGUUUCAGUGUUUUCUAACUCUUAUCAUUAAUUCAAUAAGAUCACAUAUAUAAUACGAAUAGGUAUUUGUGUUACAAAAGCAUUUUAACUAUUUUUAAUAGCCCUUUCUCGCAGCUAUCGGUAAUACAAUUAAUCAAUUUUAAAUGCAUCAUAAAGAAAUAGCUAAUCGCUGUUGGAAUUUAUAUAUCGUUUAAUUUCUCGUAAUUCUUCAGUGUAAUUUCCGAAAAACUAUGUGAGAAAAAUCGUAUGUCUAAUUAAAUUAUGUACUGAUAGCGAUGCGAGUACGCGGGAAUAUUAUCGAAUAUUUCGCCGUAUAUAUUGUCUAUAAAAUAACGCUUUUUUUUUUUUGCAACAAGUAGAUCGAUCAACGAAAUUAGCUCUAACGAAUGAGAUGCGCGCGAUUAAUCGUAGAUAUAAUAAAAAUAUAACAGAACGGAAUAUAAAGUACUUACUUUGGACGAGGACUGUGAGAUCCGAGACGAAGCAGGGGGGUAUGGACGGUUGUAUUGAGAAACGAUCCGUCGUGAUGAUCCGAUACUCGUCUCGCGUCUUAUCUUUCUCAAACUUGAUUCUCCGUCUUGUUGUAUUUUUCUAAAGAAUAUAGAAGGACAAAAUGUAUACAACGCAUCGAUUUUGAUGAGAAAUUCAAAGUCUGAGAAUUUGAAAAAAAAAAAAAAACUCCACGACACUCCGCGUAAAA
Cataglyphis hispanica is the source of this 9424-nucleotide messenger RNA. RefSeq lists its product as uncharacterized. The record is from RefSeq and is a predicted model, not a curated record. Lineage: Eukaryota; Metazoa; Arthropoda; Insecta; Hymenoptera; Formicidae. Gene Ontology annotation, molecular function: protein binding. The transcript is spliced from 11 exons. The coding region runs from base 427 to 7500 and encodes 2357 amino acids.